Pistacia vera is the source of this 340-nucleotide messenger RNA. RefSeq names its product beta-galactosidase 8-like. Gene Ontology annotation, molecular function: beta-galactosidase activity. The coding region runs from base 8 to 340 and encodes 110 amino acids. Gene Ontology annotation, biological process: carbohydrate metabolic process. The record is from RefSeq and is a predicted model, not a curated record. The transcript is spliced from 4 exons. Gene Ontology annotation, cellular component: cell wall; vacuole. NCBI's taxonomy places the organism in Eukaryota, Viridiplantae, Streptophyta, Magnoliopsida, Sapindales, Anacardiaceae.
UGAAAUCAUGGCGACACGUUCCUCCCUCGCCGGAAAUCGACGACGCGUUUCUCCCUCGUCGAAAAUCGACAUACAUGAACCAGUUCGAAACCAGUAUAAUUUCGAAGGAAGAUAUGAUAUGGUUAAGUUCAUGAAGUUGGUAGCAGAAGCUGGUCCUUAUGUUCAUCUACGCAUCGGUCCAUAUGUCUGUGCUGAAUGGAACUACGGAGGAUUUCCUCUUUGGUUGCAUUUUGGACCGGGAAUUGAGCUUCGAACUGAUAACGAGCCAUACAAGGCUGAAAUGCAGCGAUUUACAACCAAAAUUGUUGGUCUGCUGAAGCAGGAGAAACNUCUUUUCUAG